AACAUGUCGAUCAAGUGUCAAAGCCACUAAACAAAAAUUGUCUCUCCAUUAAUACAUUUAAGCGUUUUCCUCCGUAGUAACCUCUAAAUGUCUUUUAUUCUUCUUGAUUUCUUCCGCAUUUUUCAAAUAAAGAAAAUUAUUCGUAAACUUUUCUAGGUGAUAAAAGGUCAGCUCCGCUUUAAUAAUAUUAUCACUUCGGUAUUAUUAGUAUUAUUCUUGGGAUUCUUAGCAGUGAUAUUUAUGAUAAUCCUGUUAUAGUAUUAUUUAUAUUCUACAAUAUUCGAGUAAUAUUCGGAUUCACUAAAAGGUUAUCAACACUUCCAUCCGUUCCCGAAAUUAUUUAACUCGUGGUUUAAUUUGGACACGAAAAUAUUUUGUUUAGUCACUUUGACUGAUUCCCACUUUUAUCGGUUAUAAUUUCGAUAGUGGUUGAUGAUGGAGUAUUCCUAAGACAGGAAAAUAACUAUGGGGGACAUAGAACUAUGUGGCUCCAGUGACAACUCCUUAGGGGGUCCAAGCUUAGACGAUGAAGAAAAAGUAGUUAUUGUGGGCGUUUGUGCAAUGUCCAAGAAGUCCCAAAGCAAACCUAUGAAAGAAAUACUCACCAGACUGCAAGAAUUUGAAUACAUAAAAGUAACAGUUUUCCCUGAAGAUGUGAUUUUAAAUAAAGCAGUUGAAGAAUGGCCAGUUUGUGACUGUCUCAUAUCAUUUCAUUCAAAAGGUUUUCCUCUGGAUAAAGCUAUACAGUAUGCCCAAUUACAUAACCCAUAUGUCAUCAAUAAUUUACAUAUGCAAUAUGAUAUUCAAGAUAGGAGGAAGGUGUAUUCUAUACUAGAAUCAGAAGGAAUUGAAAUACCUAGAUAUGCUGUGUUAGAUAGGGAUAGUCCUGAUCCAAAACAUCAUGAACUGGUAGAGUCUGAAGAUCAUGUGGAGGUUAAUGGUAUUGUUUUCAAUAAACCAUUCGUUGAAAAACCUGUAUCUGCAGAGGAUCAUAACAUAUACAUUUACUAUCCUACAUCUGCAGGCGGUGGUAGCCAACGCCUCUUCCGCAAGGGUUUCUAUUAUUCUCAGAUUGGCAGCAGAAGUAGCGUGUAUUCGCCUGAAUCUAGAGUUCGAAAAACUGGCAGUUAUAUUUAUGAAGAUUUUAUGCCCACCGAUGGCACGGAUGUAAAGGUUUAUACUGUUGGACCAGAUUAUGCUCAUGCAGAAGCCCGAAAAUCACCAGCUCUAGAUGGAAAAGUCGAAAGGGACAGAGAGGGCAAAGAAAUAAGAUAUCCUGUGAUUUUGAACAAUGCUGAAAAAUUAAUUUCUAGGAAAGUUUGCUUGGCAUUCAAACAAGCUGUAUGUGGAUUCGAUUUACUCCGAGCAAACGGCAAAUCUUUCGUAUGCGAUGUGAAUGGUUUUAGUUUCGUAAAAAAUUCCAACAAGUACUAUGACGAUUGUGCUAAAAUUUUAGGAAAUAUGAUUCUGAGAGAAUUAGCACCAACCCUUCACAUUCCAUGGUCAGUUCCAUUUCAGUUGGAUGACCCACCAAUUGUACCUACCACUUUUGGAAAAAUGAUGGAGCUCAGAUGUGUAGUUGGAGUUAUAAGACAUGGUGAUAGAACGCCUAAGCAAAAGAUGAAAGUUGAAGUUAGACAUCCCAAGUUUUUUGAAAUAUUUGAAAAGUAUGAUGGUUACAAACAUGGCCAUGUAAAACUCAAAAGACCAAAACAGUUGCAAGAAAUUUUAGAUAUAGCAAGAUCAUUAUUGGCGGAAAUUCAACAGCAUGAAGCAGACCCCGAAAUUGAAGAAAAACAAGGAAAGUUGGAACAGUUGAAAGGGGUUUUAGAGAUGUAUGGACAUUUCUCAGGAAUAAAUAGGAAAGUACAAAUGAAAUAUCAACCUAAAGGUCGUCCACGAGGUUCAAGUUCAGAUGAUGUAGAUAAACCAGCUGAACCAUCAUUAGUGUUGAUUUUGAAGUGGGGAGGAGAAUUAACUCCGGCUGGUAGAAUACAGGCAGAAGAAUUGGGACGUAUAUUCCGAUGCAUGUAUCCUGGUGGACAAGGUAGACAUCUGGCCGGAGAAUACUCAGGAGCCCAAGGAUUGGGUUUAUUGAGACUUCAUUCUACAUUCCGACAUGACCUCAAAAUAUAUGCAUCUGAUGAAGGAAGGGUACAAAUGACUGCAGCGGCUUUCGCGAAGGGGCUGCUUGCUUUAGAAGGGGAGUUAACCCCGAUAUUAGUUCAAAUGGUAAAAAGCGCAAACACUAAUGGACUUCUAGAUAACGACUGUGAUAGCAGUAAAUAUCAAAACAUGUGUAAAUCCAGGUUACAUGAACUGAUGCAAUUGGACCGUGAUUUUACUCAAGAAGAUAGGGAUAUGAUUAAUCCAUGCAAUUCUUCAAGCAUAGCAGCUGCUUUGGAAUUCGUGAAAAACCCUGUUAAAUGUUGUAAACAUGUUCACUCGUUAAUAAAAUCUUUGAUGGAAAUUGUUCAGAUAAAAAAAGAUGACAGUAAAACCAAAGAUGCCGUUCUUUAUCAUGGAGAAACAUGGGAACUGAUGGGACGGCGUUGGGGAAAAAUUGAAAAAGACUUUUUUACCAAAAACAAGACAUUUGAUAUAAGCAAGAUACCUGAUAUAUAUGAUUGUAUUAAAUACGAUCUUCAGCAUAAUCAGCAUACUUUACAAUUCGAACAAGCUGAGGAGCUGUAUUUGUAUGCUAAAUAUUUGGCUGACAUAGUUAUACCACAGGAAUAUGGGCUUUCUGCUCAGGAAAAAUUGACUAUAGGACAAGGCAUAUGCACUCCGUUGUUGAAGAAAGUUAAAGCUGAUUUACAGAGAAACAUUGAGGAGAAUGAAGAGACUGUUAAUAGGUUGAAUCCUAGAUACUCCCAUGGUGUGUCAAGUCCAGGUAGACAUGUACGAACAAGACUGUAUUUCACUAGUGAAAGUCAUGUACACUCUUUGAUAACUGUUUUAAGGCAUGGAGGAUUAUUAGAUAUAACUAAUGACGAGCAAUGGCGGAGGGCUAUGGAGUAUGUCUCCAUGGUAUCAGAGCUUAAUUAUAUGUCCCAAGUUGUAAUUAUGUUGUAUGAAGAUCCAACCAAAGAUCCUUCAAGUGAAGAAAGAUUCCAUGUGGAACUCCACUUUAGCCCUGGUGUGAAUUGUUGUGUCCAGAAGAAUCUGCCUCCUGGUCCUGGAUUCAGACCCCAUUCAAGGAAUGAAUCGUCUAGUACUAAAUCUUCUAGUUCUAAUAAUUCAGCUACACCUACUCCUCCAGAGGAUGCUAAAAGCCAAUGUUCGUUAAGGAUAGAUGAGGAGAGUGAAUCAACUCUAGAUGAAGAUAAACCUACCUCAAAAUCAUCAGUAGAAACAUUAGAAUCCAAAUACAAUAACUCUUUAUUUUCACCUAUCAAUUCCGGGAAUCGCAAAUACCGAGUCAAAACUAGUGAUCCUAUUCCUAUUGGAAAUUCUCAUACGGUUUGUGGACAUGAGGCAGCCCAUUUGGCGAAGAAAUUAAAUGAAGAACUUGCCCAACAAGGAAAACGUAAGAAUGGUAAAAAUUACAUGGCAAAUAGAACGUUAAGUCCCGAUCCAGAACCAAGAUCGAAAAGUUAUGACAACAAGAGUCCAAAAAAAGAGAAAGAACAAUCUGAGGAUGAUCAAUCUCACAUAUCUCUACCUCAAGUGCCUAUAAUAAUAAUAAAUCCACCAAAUUCUCCCAAUGUCAAAGCAAGACCAAAACUAGUGUCUCAAAGAUCACUUUCAAGUACAAGUACAAUCGAUUUAGAUACCCAAACAUUAACUGAUAUUAACAGCCAGUCUAAACCACAAAGUUCUACAAAUGAAUUACCUCUGACUGAAUUGAAUUUAGAGAUUUUCACAUCGAAUCAAAAAGAUCGUUCAAAUUCUAGGAUGAGUACAAACGAAUUGCCCAUGAGUGAUAUUACAUUCAGGCCGCGCAGUAAUACAUUUUAUGCAGAAGAAAUAAUAAACAAAUUUGAUAACGAAUGCAAGUUUCGUAAGUACAAACAGAGAUCAUUCUCGGAUCCAAAUAUUCUCGAUAAAGAACUUGUAUGCUGCUCGGAUGGAUCAUGUUGGUUAGAAAAAAAUAAUGACGCUUCAACUGUAGAUGAGAACAUUUUGGAAGGUUCAGCCGAUGAUUCCGUGUCGGUUUGCUUAUGUGACAAUUUGUGGUUUCGACGGGCUCCCUCAACUCUUUUGUCUUUCUUGACAUCUCCGCCUAACACCAUGUAUCCCAAACAAGUACGAUCCACCUCGCAACCAUCAUCACCUGGUGUGACAUCAAAUCCUUGCAUGUCCUAUACAGAAUCGAACAGCUCACCAGAAAAGCGCCAUCGUCAUAGUAUAGCCGGUCAGAUGAAUUACUUCAGGGUGAUUCAGACUCCUACAUUUGGCUGGGAUUGUCCAUUUCCAUUCAAGAGGACCACUUUGGGGAGCACCAACUCUUUGUUUAGUACCGCUGUAAUUUCGGGAAGUUCCAGCGCGCCGAAUCUAAGGGAUAUGAUCCCUAGCGCCACCAGCGUUUCCGGUUUGGAAGGAUUUGGUGGAGUUCCACCUAUUAGGCCAUUGGAAACUUUACAUAACGCUCUGUCACUCCGACAAAUCGACACAUUUUUGGACCGCAUGACUAAAGCUUCAUUUCUCAAAACUCCAUCAUCUACACCUCCGAAAUAUCCAUCUACACCGUUGCCAACCCCUGUAGGCUCUCAAUCUACAUCAACAACUUUAUCGUCUCUUGGAGAACAACCAUUGAAGAGUCCUUGCAAUAGUGGAGUUUGGAGUGGACCACCUAGUUAUGUAUCUAGCAGCGGUCAGUCCUCUCCAGGUUUAUCAGAAACAAAUUCAAAGGAAAGCAGUGAUUUAUCUUCCAGUGCGAUCAGUUAUGAUGGAUUAACUAUGGAUAAUAUUUCAAAAAUAUUCCCAAAUAUGGCUGCCGAAUUAGAUGAAGAUUUGGGAAAUGUUAGAAUUCAACUUGAUUCUCAACAAAAAUCACAGGAAGAUGAACUACUGGAAUAUUUUGGAAGAUACAAUCUGGAAGAAAUUGAAUCCACAACACCUAUAUCAGAUCCAGAAAUCGUUCUAUCAAAAAAGGAGUUUCCAGAAAAUAAGGUUUUAGACAUAGAACACAUGUUUAACAAUGCAGUUCCUGACAAAGGUGAUAAUUUGAGUAUUAACAGCUUGAAAUCAAACAAUAUUACAAAUAAUGAAAACAAAUACCAAGACAAAGCUGCUUCUCCAGUAAAUUUACAAAGUCAACAUCCAACAGACUGGUAUUUAAAAUUGAAGACAAAUCACAAUAAAGGACAGAUGGAGAAGAAUAAGAUUACCAGUUAUAAUAGUAGUAUCAGCGAAAUAAAUUGCACUCUAAAUUCAAAGAUUUCCACUUCUGGACUUGGUUCUGAUAAGUGGGUAUCUGAAAAGGAAAAGUUUUUGGAAAAUUCAACAAUCAAAAAUGAGAAUUAUGUUGAUAAUACCAAUCGUAAAGAAAAUCAAAAAUUAGGAGCAGUAAUGAUUAAAGAAAGUUUCAUUGAACUACCUCGAAUAGGUAGAAUUUCUAGAAGUUUUCAUGGAAAAUCUCCAAGCAAAGACAGCUAUUUAGAGAUUGAUUCUACACCUAGAAGAGCAAGUGAUAAUAUGGUAAACCUAACAAGUACGUUUCUGAAUUCUAAGCCAUUAAAUUUAAAAAAUAUGGAUCUAAUGCAAGGAGAUAAAUCAAAACACACAAGACCAAAGUUCUGCACUCAAAAAUCGCAACCAUGUCCUGUUGCUUCAAAGGAAGAAUUUAGAAAAUCUUCACUAUCAGAUCCUCAAAAUUUGAAAGGAGCAAGAUUUACAACGACUAUAGUCGAUGAGAGUGCUUUUAUGGAAAAUUUCAAAUCAAACAGCAAAAAUAAUAAAUAGAAUUAUUAAUGUAAUAAAAUUGGAAAUAGAGUCUAACCAUAGA
Molecule: messenger RNA, 5950 nt
Organism: Harmonia axyridis
Lineage: Eukaryota; Metazoa; Arthropoda; Insecta; Coleoptera; Coccinellidae
Product: inositol hexakisphosphate and diphosphoinositol-pentakisphosphate kinase
Exons: 20
Coding region: 466-5907 (1813 amino acids)
Biological process (GO): inositol phosphate biosynthetic process; inositol metabolic process
Cellular component (GO): cytosol
Molecular function (GO): inositol hexakisphosphate kinase activity; 5-diphosphoinositol pentakisphosphate 1-kinase activity; diphosphoinositol pentakisphosphate kinase activity
Source: RefSeq, a predicted model, not a curated record